AUGAACGUGACAAACUUGAAUAUCGCAGAACGACCAGAGGUGCUUUCCGAAUGCACACCCAUUUCCAGUCUGGUGGAGUUCCAUCGGAUUUACGGAACCAUCCAUGUCUACCUAAUGCUCUUCUGGUGUCCGCUAGGAGUGCUCUCCAACCUCCUUAACAUCGUUGUUCUCAACCAACGACGCAUGCGCACCUCCACCAAUUUCUUACUCACCUGUCUCGCCAUUUCCGACGCCUGUCUCAUGUUCCUCUACGUUAUUUUUGUCUCCUACUUCGUAAUCGGUGGCAGAAUGCGCUCUCUACCCUACCCCAUGGCGGUGUACCUUCUCGUGCACGUAAAUCUCCAAAAUAUUCUCCACAUUUUCUCUUGUGGCAUCAUCAUCACCCUUGCCGUCUUCCGUCUCCUUUACGCUCGUUGCCUUCUUAAGUGUCAGCAGCUCUGUAGCCAACGACGUGCCGAACUCGCUGUUCUCAUAGUCCUCUUAACUGCUUGCUUUUUUACCAUCCCCUGCAUGAUCUCGCACCAUGUGGAGUCAGCAAAUUCCGAUCUGGGUCCAGGGGAUCUGGAAUUGAGCUCAGUGCAGCACAUGAACCUCACGCAAAUGUAUACUGUGAAUUACGUAGAUAAUAUGAUGCUACGAGUGCUGGUGUACUGGACAACUGCUGUGUUUGUCAAGCUCUUGCCACUGACAAGCAUGAUUACGCUGUCUUCCCUCCUCGUUGUGAGUAUUCACCAGCGAGCGAGAGCACAAAGACGGACGGCUGAGCAGCGGAAGACAUCAGGAAAGCUGGGUGGUGGCGAGGAUGGAAUUGCAGAAGAGACUAGGACAUUGGCGAGUGUCAAGUUGGAUAAUGAGUGGAGCGAGGCAGUGGCGAAUCCUCUGGAAAGAGUGAUAAUGGCGGAUAGAUUGAGAGAACGAUCACAUAGUCGCACUACUCACAUGCUCCUGGCUAUCAUGAUGAUUUAUAUUGUGACAUACCUGCCUCAAGCGAUUCUACUGUUAGUAAGUGGAUUAAGCGGCUACUGCUUUUCGGAGACGGUGUACGAUCCAUUGGGAGAUUUUAUGGAUCUUCUGACUCUUCUCAGUUGUGGCAUCAACUUUGCGCUUUACUGUCUCAUGUCGCAGCAGUUUCGCACAACCUUCCUCCAGCUUUUCUGCCCAGCUAAAUUUCGCCACGGAAAAACGCGACCACAUAUUCGGUUUGGUCGUGCCAUCAACCCUGGCAGUCACUCCGAGACGCUCGAGGCUACGGAGGACUCACGCACGGUUAGAUGA
Echinococcus granulosus is the source of this 1275-nucleotide messenger RNA. RefSeq names its product putative G-protein coupled receptor. Gene Ontology annotation, cellular component: membrane. The transcript has 3 exons. The record is from RefSeq and is a predicted model, not a curated record. Gene Ontology annotation, biological process: G protein-coupled receptor signaling pathway. Lineage: Eukaryota; Metazoa; Platyhelminthes; Cestoda; Cyclophyllidea; Taeniidae. Gene Ontology annotation, molecular function: G protein-coupled receptor activity. The coding region runs from base 1 to 1275 and encodes 424 amino acids.